Molecule: messenger RNA, 1938 nt
Organism: Thlaspi arvense
Lineage: Eukaryota; Viridiplantae; Streptophyta; Magnoliopsida; Brassicales; Brassicaceae
Source: the annotation of a GenBank genome assembly
AUGUCGGGACCUCUUGAUUUCGCAAGGCCUUGUUUUGAAGGGUGCUCGAGCAAUGAUGAGAGAAGAGAACGGAGGUCAGAUUUCGAAGUCUCUGAGGAUGAGAAGAAGACCAGAAUCGCAAACUUUAAGAAGAAAGCAGCCAAAGCUUCAAGCAAACUGAGACACUCCCUGAAGAAGAAAGGGAGCAGCAGGAGAAGAAGCACUGAUCGGAAUUUCUCUCUUACCAUCGAAGACAUUCACGACGUCGAGGAGCUUCGAGCUGUCGAUGAGUUCCGAAAUCUGCUCAUCUCCGAGAAUCUGCUCCCUCCAAAGCUUGACGAUUAUCACAUUAUGUUGAGAUUCCUGAAAGCUAGGAAAUUUGAUGUUGGGAAAACCAAAUUGAUGUGGAGUAACAUGAUUCAGUGGAGAAAAGAUUUUGGCACAGACACAAUAUUCGAGGACUUUGAGUUUGAAGAAGUGGAUGAAGUUCACAGAUACUACCCUCAGGGUUAUCAUGGUGUUGACAAAGAAGGAAGACCUGUUUACAUUGAGAGACUAGGAAAAGUUGAUCCGGCCAAACUUAUGCAAGUCACUACCUUGGAAAGAUACAUAAGGUAUCAUGUUCGAGAGUUUGAGAAAACUAUUACUAUCAAGUUUCCGGCUUGCUGCAUCGCUGCUAAGAGACACAUUGACUCUAGCACGACGAUCCUAGACGUCCAAGGCGUGGGGUUGAAGAAUUUUUCUAAGGCUGCAAGGGAUCUCAUAAUCCAGCUGCAAAAGAUUGAUAACGAUAACUAUCCUGAGACGCUUCAUCGUAUGUUCAUCAUCAAUUCUGGUCCUGGUUUUAAGUUACUUUGGGGCACGGUGAAAUCAUUUCUUGAUCCAAAAACAGUCACCAAGAUUCAUGUUGUUGGUUACAAGUACCAGAACAAAUUACUUGAGAUAAUUGAUGCAAGUCAGCUGCCUGAUUUUCUUGGUGGCACUUGCACUUGUGCGGAUGAAGGUGGUUGUAUGAGAUCUGAUAAAGGUCCCUGGAAAAACCCAGAGAUAUUAAAUAUGGUUCAAAGUGGUGGAACGCUCUGCAGGCAUGCAUCGAUUCUAAACAGUGAUUCCCGUAUGGAGUCAUCUGAUAAGCCAUCUUUUUCUGGGGUUAAAGUUAGUGACACCUCAACAGCUGAAUCAGGCUCUGAAUUGGAAGAGAUGGCCUCUCCAAAAGCAAACAAGGAGAGUCAUGUUCCCAAGUUGACUCCCGUUUGUGAGGAUUUGCAGAUAAUUAGGACCAAUGUCGUCAAAUCUUUAUAUCCUACUGAUUCAUCCGAGUAUGACUCACCAAUGGUGGACAAAGUCGUGGAUGUUGCUUGGAUGACCCAUGAAAAGCCAAAGACGUCAGAAGGCUCCAUGUAUACAGCCGGUUUAGGAAAAAUAGGAGCGGUUAGUCAUAUCUGGAGGUGGCUAACCGCGUUGUGUGUGAACUUGCUUACGUUUCUCAUAUCUGUGGCGGGUCUGCCACAGACUAAAGGGCAUUCCCAGUCUGAUUCGUCAGUUGAUCAACCAAUCGAUAGAGAGUCCCGUCCUCCUUCACCGGCUUUUUCGAAUGUGAGAGAGAGAAAUCUCGUCGCUUGUGUUGUAAACAGACUAGGAGAUCUUGAGAAACAGGUAGAAACGCUGCACUCGAAGCGGCAUGAGAUGCCUCGUGAGAAGGAAGAGUUGCUUAAUACAGCUGUUUAUCGAGUCGAUGCGCUUGAAGCAGAGCUCAUCGCUACGAAAAAGGCUUUGCAUGAGGCUUUAAUGAGACAGGAUGAUCUUUUGGCUUACAUAGACCGGGAAGAAGAUGAGAAGUACCAUCGGGUAAAUAACAUUUCUACAAGCAGAAAAAGAAGUUGUGCUGGUGAAGAGAGAAAGCUGGAGUUAAUAGUUAUGAGAAAUGGUGAUUGUGGUGGCACUCUGCUUUGUGAGUAG